ACCGGGGUUCGAUUCCCCGGAUGCGCAUCUUAUUGUAUCUAGAUUUUUUGCUAACUUUUCUUGAAAGAUGCUCACUUUCUCCUCUCCCCUAACUCCCAGCAGGACCAAACUACAUGUCUUCCUCUGCAACUCUAUCAUCAGAGCCUUCUGUCAAUCCAAAAUCCCAGAAAUCUGGUUCUCUGUAGACUAUAUACAAACACAUGCUUAAAAACUCGAUUUUGUCCAAUAACCAUACGUUUCCUUUCCUGUUAAAAGUCCCUGGAUGACUUCCAUGUGUUCAAGCUUGGGCAAAGGAUACAUGUCCAUUUCAUAAAAAUGGUUCAUGUUGAUGAUAUUCAUGUACAGUAUUGUUUGUUGAGUGUCUUCAUGCACCAUGUAGCUAAAUGGUGUUGUGUCGCCAACUGUUUGAUGAAAUGCGUGAGAGAGAUGUGGUCUCAUGGAUUGUUUUGAUUACAGGGUAUAAUUGUGCUAAGAAGUAUGAUGGAGCGUUGAUCACCUAUGAGCAGAUGCAAUAUGCGGGGAAGAAGAGGUGGGAGUUGGAUAUGAGUUUGAGUGUCUUUUGUAACUUGAAAGGGAAGAAUGUUUAUGCAUGGAAUACUGUUAUUAAUGGGUUAGCACUGGCUAAAAGUAGGGAGGAGGCAGUCUGGUGGUUUAAUAGAAUGGAGCAAGAAGGGUUUAAGCCUGUUGAAGAUGUAACAUUCGUUGAGCCAGGUGCUUUUGCUUGUAGUCACUCAGUUUUGGUUGAUACAGGUCACAAAUAUUACUUUCACUUCUUGAAUGAAAGUAUGGAUUUUUGCCUGGUGCAAAACAUUAUACAUGUAUUGUCGAUCUCUUGGCACUUGCAGGAGAUGUUGAUAAUGCUUUUAGAUUAAUUAGAGCAAUGCCAUUUGGGCCUCCUAAUUGCAUGUGGGGAUCAUUUCUGACUUGUUGAAGAACUUAUGGAAACUUCAAAUUAACUACUUCAGUCUUCCAGCUGCACAGCUUUGUGCCUUGGUAGAGAGGAUGGAGAGGGUUCGUUUCAUCAAUGCCAAAUGCAAGUUUUUGAUGGCCAGACAAAAGGAAUUGAAGUUUUCAAUGUAUAUCAGCUACCUGAUUUUCAUCACAGGUAAAGAAAUUUCCCAUUCCGUG
Messenger RNA from Rubroshorea leprosula, 1128 nucleotides. NCBI's taxonomy places the organism in Eukaryota, Viridiplantae, Streptophyta, Magnoliopsida, Malvales, Dipterocarpaceae. The record is from the annotation of a GenBank genome assembly.